Molecule: messenger RNA, 405 nt
Organism: Arxiozyma heterogenica
Lineage: Eukaryota; Fungi; Ascomycota; Saccharomycetes; Saccharomycetales; Saccharomycetaceae
Gene: CNL1
Product: Cnl1p
Exons: 1
Coding region: 1-405 (134 amino acids)
Biological process (GO): endosome organization
Cellular component (GO): BLOC-1 complex
Source: RefSeq, a predicted model, not a curated record
AUGGGUCAGAAAGAAGACAUUCCACAGGAAGAGGUAGUAACAGAGGAAGAGCCAGGAAAUGAUUCACAAAAGAUAGAUCAAGAUGUUAAUGAUCUAGGGAUAAAUAGAUUGAUUCUAGAUUAUGACUACUUGUUAUAUAAGAUCAAUGAUUAUGUACAAUCAAUCCAAUUAAGGACAAAUCUUCUAUGUAUGGAACAAAAUAGAUUGAUUGAAGCGGAUAUUAUCGAUGGAUUAAUUAAUGCAAAUAUUGAUCAUUUAAAAUAUAUAUUAGAAAAAUGUGACGAAUUGGAAACACAUUUUGAUAUGAUGGAUCAAAUCGACCAGAUAGUUCAAUCUUUUAAAGACCGUUUGCAAUCUAUUAGAUCAGAAUAUAAUCAACUAAAGAAAAAUGAAAAAAUAAAAUAA